CGCGUCCUCCGUGUACUCCCCCGCAGCCUGCUCCUGCUCUAGAGUACGUCGCGUUGCACCGUGCCCUCCAAAGCAGACAGCUCUUGAGCGUCACCGUGCACCGGCGCAAGCUCUUCCUUGGUGCCUACGCGCGCAUUCCUGGUCGUGAUGAUGAAGACGAGCGGUCUCGCCGCCCGAGUUCACCACGCUCGUCUUCUUCUCCUCCUCGCGGCCGUCUUGCUGCUCGCCGCCACGGCUGAUGGCAUCAGACCAGGCCCCCAUGACCAUGCACGGCCGGGGCAGGCGCCUGGUGCGGCGACGGCGACGGAGGAGAAGGGGUUCCUGCAGGAGGAGGUGUACGGGACGGGGUCGAGCCUGCCGGACUGCACGCACGCGUGCGGCGCCUGCAAGCCGUGCAACCGCGUGAUGGUCAGCUUCAAGUGCUCCAUCGCCGAGCCCUGCCCCAUGGUCUACCGCUGCAUGUGCAAGGGCAAGUGCUACCCCGUGCCCUCCAGCUAGCUCAUCUCAGCUCAGAUGAUUUCCCCCGCGCACGCACACACGGCUGAUGCAGAUCGAUGGAGGGAGCAGACAGCAGAGUGAUAUGCGGAUCUUGUUAUGCGUGGAUUUUGUAUGCUGGUGUUCUAUCACCAUGGUAUGAUGCAUCUCUUUUGUAAAUUAUUAUGACUCGGGGGACUAGCUGGCUGGCUAGUCCGUGCACUGAGAAGGUUGAUUUCUCAGCUAGUGGUUUUGGAGCACAUGAAA
Messenger RNA from Aegilops tauschii subsp. strangulata, 741 nucleotides. Its product is annotated as protein EPIDERMAL PATTERNING FACTOR 2. The record is from RefSeq and is a predicted model, not a curated record. Gene Ontology annotation, biological process: stomatal complex development; guard cell differentiation. NCBI's taxonomy places the organism in Eukaryota, Viridiplantae, Streptophyta, Magnoliopsida, Poales, Poaceae.